AUGAAUUCGAACUGGUUUUCUCAGUGGAAUGAGAGGCAACGUGAAGACGAGGAAGAAGAUGAAAAAUAUGAUGCACAGAGGCGAAGAAAUACAACACAAGUUAUGGCAGAAGCAGCUAGCUGGUUGGCUACUAACCCACUUCAACAACAACCUCAAUGGGGUGGUUCUGUUCCAGGUCGCGCUACCCGUCAUCAAUCACAUGACCCUGUGUACUCUGCCGAAACUUUCAGACGACGUUACAGGAUGAGGCGUGAAGUGUUCCUCCGCAUGUUAGAGCAUGUCCAGACGGCGGAUCCAUACUUUAGGCAGUCACAAGAUUGUGCUGGGCGUCCGGGAUUCUCACCUCACCAGAAAUUGACGUGUGCACUCCGGAUGCUAGCCACUGCAUGCUCGGCUGAUUCCUUAGAUGAAUCCUUCUGUAUGCUGGAAUCAACAGCCAUUGAGAAUCUUAGUCAAUUUUGUGGUACCAUUGUCACCAUGUACCAAGAACGCUACCUUCGGGCUCCUACAACAGAGGAUCUAGAUAUGCUCCUACAAAGAGCCGAGCGACGAGGGUUUCCUGGAAUGAUAGGUUCGCUUGACUGCAUGCAUUGGCAGUGGAAGAAUUGUCCAGUGGGAUGGCAGGGUAGCUUUAGAGGCAAAUCAAAAAAGCCAACCAUUGUUCUCGAAGCUGUGGCAGGUCAGUCAUCACAUCUUAACUACUAUGUGAACGGGACUCCUUAUGAGUUUGGGUACUACCUUGCUGAUGGUAUUUACCCUAAGUGGGCGACGCUGGUGCAAUCUAUUAGACAACCUGAGAAUGAACAGGAGGAGUAUUUUUCCACAAAACAGGAGGCGUACCGCAAGGAUGUUGAAAGGGCAUUUGGAAUUCUACAAGCACGAUUUGCAAUAGUUAGGCAACCUGCAAGAGGUUGGGAUAAGGAUUCAUUAUCAACAAUCAUGUUGGCUUGCAUAAUACUUCAGAACAUGAUUGUGGAGGACGAGUGA
Messenger RNA from Rosa rugosa (rugosa rose), 987 nucleotides. RefSeq lists its product as uncharacterized. The transcript has 3 exons. Bases 1 to 987 code for a protein of 328 amino acids. The record is from RefSeq and is a predicted model, not a curated record. NCBI's taxonomy places the organism in Eukaryota, Viridiplantae, Streptophyta, Magnoliopsida, Rosales, Rosaceae.